AUGGUCAGGACAUCUUCGCUCCUGUCGCUCCUGGCCACAGCCGCCACGACGGUUGUUGGCCAGGCCGAUCCUAAGCCCGCCACACCACCCGCCAUUCCCGGUGCCUACAUCAUUGAGUUCGAGGACGGCCACAACACCCAGGCUGCCAUCGACACCGUCAAGCAGGACGCCACCGUCCGUCUCAACCUCAACUACGACCUGUUCCAGGGCGUCUCCAUCCAGCUCAACGAUGUCAAGACGGCCGAGGAAAAGGCCAAGAAGCUCGCCGAUCUACCCGAGGUCAAGAACAUUUGGCCCGUCACCGUCGUUCCCCGUCCCGAUCCCAUCAUUGAAUGGGUCGCGACCGAAGGCCUGCAGGUGCUCGGCGACAAGUCCGCCUCGGUAGGCGGCCUCGGCGCCCGCGACACCGCCGAUCCCAUCAGCACUGCGCAACGCAUGGGCCAGAUUGAAAAGAUGCGUGCCAAGGGCUACAAGGGUCGCGGCAUCAAGAUUGCCGUUGUCGACAGUGGUAUCGACUACAAGCAUCCCGCUCUCGGUGGAUGCUUUGGAGAGGGCUGCCUUGUCACCCACGGCUACGAUCUCGUCGGCAACGACUACGGCAGCACCAGCUGGAACCCUGCCCCCAAGGACGACCCCAUGGACUGCGGCGGCCACGGCAGCCACGUCGCCGGCAUCAUCGCCGCACAGCCUAACCAGUACAACUUUACCGGCGUGGCGCCCGACGUCACUCUCGGCGCCUUCAAGGUCUUUGGCUGCAAGGGCGGCACCGGCACCGAUAUCCUGAUCUCGGCCUUCAACCGGGCUUACCAGGCAGGCUCCGACCUCAUCACUGCCUCCAUCGGCGGUCCUGCGGGCUGGGUCGACGAGCCCUGGGCACUGGCUGUCUCGCGUAUCGUUGAGCGCGGUGUUCCCUGCACCAUCUCUGCCGGUAACUCCGGUACCUACGGCCUUUUGUACCCCAGCAGCGGGUCGUCGGCAAAGGGCGCCGUGUCCAUCGCCUCGUACGACAACACCGACACCCCCGCGCUCGCCAACAUCAACUACUACUCGGUCGAUGGCGGCGACAAGCAGGAAAUUCUCACCACCGGCUCCGACCUGGACGCCUGGGACGGCGUGACGCUCGACGUCUGGGCUGGCAGCUACGACACCAACAAGACCGACGACGGCUGCAGCGCGCUGCCCGCUGACACACCCGACCUGAGCAACAAGAUUGUUCUCAUCCACCGCGGCACCUGCUCCUUUGUCGACAAGGUCAACAAUGCGGCGGCCAAGGGCGCCAAGUACAUCAUGAUCUACAACAACAAGCCCGACCCGUUGAGCAUGCUCGUCGACGGCGCCAAGGCCCUGGCUGUUGGCCUCAUGGGACAGGACGAUGGCAUCAAGUUGAUCAACCUGCUCAAGGCCGGCAAGGAGGUGACGCUGUCCAUGAACAGCAAUGCCAAGACGGCCAAGGUGCUCUCGUACAAGCAGAACACGAUCACUGGCGGUGCGCUCAGCUCCUACACCAGCUGGGGUCCCUCGUGGGAGCUCUACGUCAAGCCCGAUGUUGGUGCGCCCGGUGGUAACAUCCUGUCGACCUACCCCACGGCCAAGGGUUCCUGGGCCGUCAUGUCGGGCACUUCGAUGGCGGCGCCCUUCAUUGCCGGCUCCGUUGCCCUGAUCCUCGAGGUGCGUGGCAAGAAGCUUUCGCCCGCCACCAUCACGAACCUCCUGUCGGCCAACGCCAAGCCGCAGCUGUUCAGCGACAACACCAAGUUCCUGUCGAAGCUCGCGCCUGUUCCGCAGCAAGGUGCUGGUAUUAUCCAGGUGUACGACUCUGCUUUCGCCACCACGCUGCUAGAGCCGUCGAGCCUGUCCUUCAACGACACGGCCAACUUUGUCAAGAAGCACACCAUCAAGCUCAGCAACACGGGCGAGGAGUCGGUCAGCUACGACCUUGGCCAGGUGUCCGCCUUCACCAUGUACUCGCUCGGCACGUCGGGCACCCAGGUCACGGCCUUCCCCAACGAUGCUGUUGACGCGUACGCCAAGCUCAGCUUCAGCAAGGACAAGGUGACGAUUGCGGCCGGCGGAUCGGAGUCGGUGGACGUGACCGUGUCGCCGCCCGAGGGUGUCGAUGUCAAGCGGCUGCCGAUCUGGUCCGGCUACAUCACCUUCAACGGCACGGACGGCACGUCGCUGUCGAUGCCGUACCAGGGUGUGUCGGGCUCGAUGCUGGACCACGCCGUGAUUGACCGGGACGGCGCGAGCUGGAUCGCGUGGAGCGACGACAAGGACCUCAAGCCGCUGCCUGUCAACAUGACCUUUACGCUGCCCAAGCCGGGCCAGACCGGGUGGUCAACGCGCCUGCCCACCUUUGUCCUCAACAUGUCCCUGGGCUCCAAGAACGUCACGGGCCACCUGGAGCCCAUGACGACGUGCCCUCCCAACGGCACGUACGAGUACAAGGGCUUCAAGACGAUCGGCUCGCCCGCCGACUUCCCGCUCCUCUACAUCAGCCGACUUAACAGGUCGAAUGCGUGGGACGGCCAGUUGGCGAGCGGCCAGUACGCGCCCGCGGGCAAGUACCGUCUGAUUACGCGGGCGCUGCGUGUAUUUGGCGACCCCAGCAACGAGAAGGACUGGGAUACGUCGAUUGGUAACCGCUUCGUCAUCAAAUACGAGUAG
Molecule: messenger RNA, 2667 nt
Organism: Cordyceps fumosorosea ARSEF 2679
Lineage: Eukaryota; Fungi; Ascomycota; Sordariomycetes; Hypocreales; Cordycipitaceae
Product: Peptidase S8, subtilisin-related protein
Exons: 3
Coding region: 1-2667 (888 amino acids)
Biological process (GO): proteolysis
Cellular component (GO): cytosol; cell wall; membrane
Molecular function (GO): tripeptidyl-peptidase activity; serine-type endopeptidase activity
Source: RefSeq, a predicted model, not a curated record